UGUCGUCCGGCUCUGCUGCGUUACCCGUACCAUAAUGGCGGCGUGCUUCACACAGCGAGUGGUACUCCUGGCGGCUGUCUGUGCUCUUCUCAACAGUCUGUCAGCUGCCAUAGACUACCAUGGACCCUUACUCUCGAAAUUAGCUGCUGCCGAGCAACUGGGUGAAGGGGCACCCCGAGCUCCUCGGGCGGCCUUUGGCCCACCGUACGGGGGCGGCUUCGGCGGCGGUCGUCACCACCCGGGCUUCGGAGGCGGCUUCCACCAGCCCGGCUGCGUUCUCUGCGGCGGCGGAAGACCCGGCGGCAUCUCUGGCUCCUUCAGCAAGUCCAGCAGCAGCUCCUCCAGUGGAUCUAUCAACUUUGGUGGAAAGAAGUAAAGCAGCAGUCGCGACUUCGAGAAAGGCAGCGCCCAACUUUUAACAGCUCAUUUCAUUUCAUUGAAACCCACUCUCUAAAUAAAGGCAAUUCACACUGUGAAAA
This is a messenger RNA of Schistocerca nitens (vagrant locust), 479 nucleotides long. Its product is annotated as heterogeneous nuclear ribonucleoprotein A3 homolog 2-like. The transcript is spliced from 4 exons. Lineage: Eukaryota; Metazoa; Arthropoda; Insecta; Orthoptera; Acrididae. The record is from RefSeq and is a predicted model, not a curated record. Bases 35 to 376 code for a protein of 113 amino acids.